AUUUGUUUCAGAUGGAAUGGCAGAUCCUGCUAGUUAUGGCAAUCCUGACCGCGACAUUGACCAGGGGCUAAUUACGUUGAAGAAAGGUACACAGCUAAUUAAGUAUAGCCGGAAGGGGAAGCCAAAGUUCUGCCCUUUCAGAGUUUCUCCGGAUGAAACAACAUUAAUUUGGUACUCUCGUGGAUCAGAAAGGAAUCUAAAGCUAUCAGCAGUUUCAAAAAUUAUUCCUGGCCAGAGAACUCCUGUUUUUAAAAGAUUUUUGCGCCCAGAGAAGGAGUACUUGUCAUUUUCCCUUAUAUACAACAAUGGCGAAAGAUCUCUAGAUCUGAUCUGCAAGGAUAAGAUCGAAGCGGAGAUUUGGAUUGCUGGACUAAAGAAUAUAAUUUCAGCUGGUCAAGCUCGUAGUAGACGUACUAGGAGUGAUAUUACUGAUUUACAAAAUUCCACUCCAUGUGGUGCAUCACUAGAUUUCAGCCAAACUAUUUCUCGGGAUUGGACUUCUGCUGAUCCAUAUGGUUAUGAAACUUCCUCGAAUGUGCGAUGCUCAGAUGUAGGGUCUGAACGUGGAAAUAUGCAAGUAAGAACAAGUUCGGAUGGUUUCCGUAUUAGUGUCUCUAGCACUCCAAGUUGUUCGAGUGGGGGUUCGGGGCCAGAUGACAUAGAAUCAUUAGGUGAUGUUUAUGUGUGGGGGGAGAUUUGGUGUGAUGGAGCAUUAAAAGAUGGGGCAGGGAAUCCAAUUCCUGUUAAACAUGAUGUACUUACUCCUAAACCUUUGGAGUCAAAUGUGGUUCUUGAUGUUCAUCAAAUUGCUUGUGGUGUACGACACGUUGCUCUUGUUACAAGGCAAGGAGAGGUUUUCACUUGGGGAGAAGAAUCCGGGGGCAGACUUGGUCAUGGAGUUGAAAGGGACUUUAGCCGCCCAAAACUUGUUGAAUUUUUGGCAGUUACAAACGUCGAUUUUGUUUCGUGUGGAGAGUUUCAUACCUGUGCUGUGUCUACGAUGGGCGAUUUAUAUACUUGGGGUGAUGGAACACACAAUGCUGGACUUCUUGGGCAUGGAAAUGAUGUUAGCCACUGGAUACCUAAAAGAGUUUCCGGUCCUCUGGAAGGGCUUCAAGUUUUAUCGGUUGCAUGUGGUACCUGGCAUUCAGCAUUGGCAACUGCAAACGGAAAACUAUUCACAUUUGGGGAUGGAACAUAUGGCGCCUUAGGUCAUGGUAAUCGUGUAACUGUACCGUAUCCCAAGGAAGUUCAAUCACUGAAUGGACUUAAGACUAUUAAAGUUGCUUGUGGUGUGUGGCACACUGCUGCUAUCGUGGAAGUCACGAACCACAACUGUGGAAAUCUUCCUACGAGAAAGUUGUUCACCUGGGGAGAUGGCGAUAAGUAUAGAUUAGGCCAUGGAAAUAAAGAAGCUUAUAUGCUUCCGACCUGUGUCUCUGCACUUAUCGAUUACAACUUUCAUCAGUUAGCAUGUGGACAUAAUAUAACCGUUGGUCUUACCACAUCGGGUCACGUCUUCAUCAUGGGAAGCAAUGCAUAUGGUCAGCUUGGAAAUCCACAGGCUGAUGGGAAGGCUCCUUCUCUUGUACAAGAUAGAUUGGUAGGUGAAUUUGUUGAAGAAAUAACAUGUGGCUCGUUCCAUGUUGCUGUCCUUACAUCAAGAAGUGAAGUCUUUACGUGGGGAAAAGGUGCUAACGGAAGGUUAGGUCACGGUGACACUGAAGAUCGCAACAGUCCAACAUUAAUCGAGGCCUUAAAAGACAGGCAUGUGAAGAACAUAGCAUGUGGCUCUAAUUAUACUGCCAGCAUUUGCAUUCAUAAGUGGGUGUCUGGAGCAGAUCAAUCUGUUUGCUCGGGUUGUCGACAAGCAUUUGGGUUUACGCGAAAGAGGCACAACUGUUAUAAUUGUGGACUAGUGCAUUGCCAUGCUUGCAGUUCGAAAAAAGCACUGAAAGCUGCGCUAGCUCCAACUCCAGGUAAACCACACCGUGUUUGUGACUCUUGCUACAUGAAAUUGAAAAAGGCUUCCGAAGGAAACUCCUCACUUUUUGUUAAAAAAUUCAAUUCCUCUCAUCGACCAAUAGAGAAUAGUAAGUUAGACAGGGGCGAGGCGAAAAUAUCAAGAGUUUUGCUCUCUCCCACGAUCGAACCAAUUAAGUACCUCGAAGUCAAGUCUAUGAGGCCUGGCAUCAAAUCAGAUAAUUUCAGUAUAGUGAGAGCUUCACAAGUUCCCUCACUUUUGCAAUUAAAAGAUAUUGCUUUUCCUAGUUCACUUAGUGCACUUCAAUAUGCCUUGAAGCCUGUCGUGACAGCACCAUCUCAACUUCAGCUUCAGCCUCAGUCUCAGCCUCAGCCUCCGCCUCCUUCGUCCAACUCUAGACCUGCUUCACCGUACUCGAGAAGGCCAAGUCCUCCACGCUCCCCUGCGCCUGUUUUCUCAAGGGGUGUCAUUGAUAGUCUUAGAAAGACAAAUGACGUAUUGCACCAAGAAGUUGCCAAAUUGCAAAAUCAGAUCAAAAGUUUAAAGCAGAAAAGUGAUGGACAAGAUGCUGAACUACGAAAAUUGAAGGAAAGUUCUCAAGAAUCGUCUAGGUUGGUUGCAGAGAGAGCAUCAAAGUGUAAUGUCGCAGUGGAAACCAUGAAGUCUAUUACUAUUCAACUGAAAGGUAUGACACAAGAACUGCCUCCUGAUAUCUCUGAGAGUCCAGCCAUCAAAUCCAUACAUGCUCAAGUUGAAUCAUUUCUUAAUACAUUUGGGAAUCAAGAAGACAGCUCUUCUUUGCAACCAGACACGUCGUAUAGUCAUCAGAAACCAACACACAGAAAUAAUAUAUCAGAGUCUGUUAUAAGAAAUGAUCAUUGGGAUGCUGCUGGAAUCCAUGAUACGUCACACAGUGUCGAUGGAACAGUACGUGAAAACCAUGGACAAUCAACUCCUAGAAGUUUCUCGGGGUCACCUAGAGCUCCAAGAGAGGGACAAAAGGAAGUUAUCGAACAAUUUGAACCUGGCGUCUAUGUCACUCUCCUUCAACUUACAAAUGGCACCAAGAUCUUCAAACGAGUUAGAUUCAGUAAACGAAGGUUUGCGGAGCAACAAGCAGAAGAAUGGUGGAAAGAAAACAAAGACAGGCUACUGAAAAAGUACAGCCCUCCGAAGAUAAAUGUUGCAUCUACUACUACUGAUUCAUCACCCGCAUCACCAGCAUCACCAGCACCACCACCACAAGAAAAUAACGAAGCAUCAUAGUCUUCGUAGACGUAGUGAUUGUUAAUUUUGUCCAGCUUAGUUGUUAGCAUAGAGGCGGGUUCAAGAUUUAGACUCAACGAUCUUGAAGUUGGUAUAUUGUAUGCCUUGUAGAUUUUUUUAGAACUGACAUAUAUUUUGGACUUGAAGGAUA
Messenger RNA from Solanum tuberosum (potato), 3401 nucleotides. RefSeq lists its product as uncharacterized. Lineage: Eukaryota; Viridiplantae; Streptophyta; Magnoliopsida; Solanales; Solanaceae. The transcript has 9 exons. Bases 17 to 3250 code for a protein of 1077 amino acids. The record is from RefSeq and is a predicted model, not a curated record. Gene Ontology annotation, molecular function: metal ion binding.